GCCGCAGUCGCGCGGAGGGAGGAGGAAGCUGAUGAUGAGGAGGAGGAGGAGGAUAAGUGGCCUGGAGGAAGAGGCAGAGGGCCCAUGCGCCAUCUGCUGGGCAAGCUGUUCCCUUCGAGAGCCGCGUCGCGGGAGCCGGAAGCCUGGUGCGUCGAGGGGGCGCCGUGCAUCCGCCUGCGCCAGGGCUUCGGCGCCGGCGAAGAUCCGGUCGUCGCCUCCGGCCUCUGCUCAGGCCGCCAGGGCGCUGGCCGAGUUCGCGGCCCGCGCGCUGGCCGAGGGGCGCGCCGCCCCUCGCGUGCUGGAGCUGGGCUCGGGCACCGGCGCCGUGGGCCUCGCGCUGGCGGCGGCCCUGGGCUCCCGUGCGGGCAGCGGCAGCGGGGACGGGGCCGGCACCGUGGUGCUCUCCGACAGGCGAGGAAGGUGGCGCCCCUGCCCUUCUGCUCGGAGGGCCACGGCGAGGACCUCUCGGACGCGGGCGCCCGGCCGCCGCCGAGCAGCCGCCGGCAGCUGCGGGCGCUCGAGGGCGGCGUCGAGCUGAACCGGGGCCUGCUCGGCGGCGUGGCCGUGCACGUCGAGGAACUCGACUUUGGCAGGCCCCGCGACCUCGGCCGCGUGGUCGCGGCCCGCGGGCCCUUCGACCUGGUGCUGGGUAGCGACAU
Messenger RNA from Prorocentrum cordatum, 659 nucleotides. The record is from the annotation of a GenBank genome assembly. NCBI's taxonomy places the organism in Eukaryota, Dinophyceae, Prorocentrales, Prorocentraceae.